Marmota flaviventris (yellow-bellied marmot) is the source of this 1181-nucleotide messenger RNA. It is a transcript of the gene Pir, whose product is annotated as pirin. Gene Ontology annotation, molecular function: quercetin 2,3-dioxygenase activity. NCBI's taxonomy places the organism in Eukaryota, Metazoa, Chordata, Mammalia, Rodentia, Sciuridae. Gene Ontology annotation, cellular component: nucleus. Gene Ontology annotation, biological process: monocyte differentiation. The record is from RefSeq and is a predicted model, not a curated record.
CGGUGCGCUCGGUGCGGUUCCCUUGUCCCCCAUCCCACGGAGGCUCCAGGGGCCGCCGCGCCUCGCUCCUUGGCCGCCGCGAUCGCUGUAGCAUCAGAACACUCUCCUUUUGGAUUUCUACAUGGGGUCUUCCAAGAAGGUUACCAUCUCAGUGCUCAGCCGGGAGCAGUCAGAAGGGGUUGGAGCACGGGUACGCAGAAGCAUCGGCAGACCCGAGUUAAAAAAUCUGGAUCCGUUUUUACUUUUUGAUGAAUUUAAAGGAGGUAGACCUGGUGGGUUUCCUGAUCAUCCACAUCGAGGUUUUGAAACAGUAUCUUAUCUUCUGGAAGGGGGAAGCAUGGCCCAUGAAGACUUCUGUGGACAUGUUGGUAAAAUGAACCCAGGAGAUCUGCAGUGGAUGACCGCUGGCCGGGGCAUUCUGCACGCUGAGAUGCCUUGCUCUGAGGAGCCAGCCCAUGGUCUGCAACUGUGGGUUAAUUUGAGAAGCUCAGAGAAGAUGGUGGAGCCACAGUACCAGGAACUGAAAAGUGAAGAGAUCCCCAAGCCCAGUAAGGAUGGUGUGACAAUUGCUGUCAUUUCUGGAGAAGCCCUGGGAAUAAAGUCCAAGGUUUACACUCGCACACCAACCUUAUAUUUGGACUUCAAAUUGGACCAAGGAGCAAAGCAUUCCCAACCUAUUCCUGAAGGGUGGACGAGUUUCAUUUAUACCAUAUCUGGAGAUGUGUAUAUUGGGCCUGAUGAUGCUCAACAGAAAAUAGAACCUCAUCACACAGCAGUGCUUGGAGAAGGUGACAGUGUCCAGGUGGAGAAUAAGGAUCCUGAGAGAAGCCAUUUUGUCUUAAUUGCUGGGGAGCCAUUAAGAGAACCAGUUGUUCAACAUGGUCCAUUUGUGAUGAACACAAAUGAAGAAAUUUCUGAGGCCAUUCUUGAUUUCAGAAAUGCAAAAAACGGGUUCGAAAGGGCUAAAACCUGGAAAUCAAAGAUCGGAAACUAGUGAAGAGCCCAGAAUAGGUCUUGAUGCUUCCUAGAAUUUUGCCAUUUGUGGUGUCCAGCCAUUUGAGGCAUUCAGUUUCCAAAACUGACUUAGCCAGUGCUUCUAAAGAAUUCCACAUUAAAGUGAUAACAUGGUUUUUGUGGCAAUGUAUGUAGGAUAUUUCCUGGCACAUGCAAAUAAACCUAAU